UGAGGAGAGCCCGCGGCCUGACGUGGCGGGGACGCGGCCGGCGGGAUCCCCGGGCGCGGGCGCGUAGGGGCCGGGAUCUGGCGCUCGGCCAGGGGCCAGGGUGCGAGGCCUCUUCAGCGCGGCUGCGGGCGCGCCGGCCUCCUGGCACCCGGGCGGGCCCUGUUGCCUGCGGCAGGUCCGAGUGCGGCCUUCCUGGCCGCGACCCUCCGCGCUGGAGCGGGCGGCCUUGCAACAGGCAGGCGACUUGGGGCCGGCCUGACGAGCCUCAGUUCCCUCGAUCGGGCCCGGGGACUGCAGCCGUAGGAGCCCAGCCUCACCAGCUCCCCGGGUUUCCUGAGAGGAGCCGGAGAUCGCGCUGUCAGUGCAAAAUCACCAGAGCGCGAAGCGUCGGCUGCCAGUUCUGACCAUUUUAGAUCCGGUGCGGGCCGAGCCGAGUGGAUCUGGGGCGGGCAGCGGGGCACCGCCACCUUCCGCCUGGGCUCCUCCCUGGGCACCCUCGCUCCGGCCCUCCGCGGGGUUGAGUGCCUCCAAGACGGCUCCCUGGGAGAUUCUUCCAGAGCGCACCCUUUGGAAGGCUGCCCCGCUGGGAAUCAGGACCCACUCCCUCUCCUCUACCCCAGCCACCCCCUUUGCCUUUGUGGCCGACCUUGCUUCAUGCUGCCAAGGAUUGAGUUUCUUUGAGGGGAUACUGCUCGUUCGGGGGCCCUACAGAAGGCUGAGGGUAUCUACUCAGUAAAAUGGUACCGAACUGAAAGUUCCUCUGAAAUGAUUUUGACUCUGCCAUCCAUCACUUCAUAAAAAUUCAUCUUAUAUCCUUCAGUUUGUAGCUAUGUGGCACUUUAAGCUUCCUUUCUUCUCCCCACUGAAACUUCGAACAGUACAAAACAGGGGGAACUUGGCUUGUGAUGACUAAAAUUGGGGAUAUGAGACUGGGGAAGAGCUUCAGCCUAGAGUAGCCGUGUGUCAAGUGAAAAUGGGGCCCGGGGGCGGGCGCGGUGGCUCAUGCCUGUAAUCCCGGCACUUUGGGAGGCCAACGCUGGCAGAUCACCUGAGGUCAGGAGAGACUAGCCUGGCCAACAUGGUGAAACCUCGUCUCUACUAAAAAUACAAAAAUUAGCUGGGUGUGGUGACACGCGCCUGUAAUCCCAGCUACUCGGGAGGCUGAGGUAGGAGAAUCACUUGAACCCAGGAGAUGAAGGCUGCAGUGAGCCAAGACCCUACCACUGCACUCUAGCCUACACCAUAUAGUGAAACCUCUUCUCUACAAAGAAAAUUUGAAAAAUUAGCCGGGCGCAGUGGUGAGCUCCUGUUGUUCCAGCUUCUGAGGAAGCUGAGAUGGGAGAAUCACUUGAACCUGGGAGCUUGAGGCUGCAGUGAACCUCAAGCUGUCUCACCCCAGAUAGCCAGGACUACAGGUGUACAUCACCAUGCCUAGUUAAUUUUUAAAUUUUUUGUAGAGAAGGGUCGCGCUAUAUUGCCCAAGGUGGUCUUGAACUCCACCUACCUGGACCUCCCAAGGCACUGGGAUUACAGGCAUGAGCCACCACACCCAGCCUACUUUGCACUUUUUUUUUUUUUUUUGGGGGGGGACAAAGUCUGGCUCUGUCGCCCAGGCUGGGGUGCAAUGACGCAAUCUUGGCUCACUGCAACCUCCACCUCCUGGGUUCAAUCGAUUCUCCUGCCUCAGCUUCCCCCCUCCUCAGCCUUCCGAGUAGCUGAGAUAACAGGCGUGCGCCACCACGCCCCACUAAUUUUUGUAUUUUUAGUAGAGAUGGAGUUUCCUCAUGUUGGCCAGGCUGGUCUUGAAUUCCUGACCUCAGGUGAGCCUCCCAUGUUGGCCUCCCAAAGUGCUGGGAUUACAGGCAUGAGCCACUGUGCCCAGCCUACUUUGCACAUUGUUUUUUUGUUUGUUUUUUGUUUUUGAGAUGGAGUCUCGCACUGUCAUGCAGGCUGGAGUGCAGUGGCGCGAUUCUCCUGCCUCAGCCUCCCAAGUGUCUGGGAUUAUAGGUGCCUGCCACCAUGCCCGGCUAAUUUUUUUGUAUUUUUUGUAGAGAUGGGGUUUCACUAUGUUGGCCAGGCUGGUCUUGAACUCCUCACCUCAUGAUCCAUCCGCCUCAGCUUCCUGAAGUGUUGGGAUUACAGGCGUGAGCCACCGCACCUGGCCACUUUGCACAUUUUGACUGUUGUAUAAUGUUCUGUCAAAUCACUGUGGCAUGACAUCUGUUCUCCUGAGGGUGGACGUUUUGGUGAUUUAAAACUGUAUAGAUGUGGUUUUAAAUGUUUUAAAUGUUGCACUCUAUGCUGUGCUCCUUCACAGCAGAGAAUUGAUUCAUUUUUCGGCAAAUCCCCCUUAGCCCCUAGCUAAGUUUCUUAAAUUGUUCUUGGUAAAUGUGCUUUGCCUGCCCAUGGAAGAUGUCUUUCUGUUUUACCAUACUUGUUCUUGCAGUAGGUGUUUAGAGAGUAGCUGCCAUUUAUCCCUUCCCAAGAGAGCAGAGGCACUACUAUGCUCACAGAAGGUGAGGAUCCACCUGGGGGCUUGAUGUCUGUUGGGGUAGUCAGUUGUGGAGGUCACCCUCAGAGAAGGAGGCCCUCUUGACUCUGCGGUGGUCAUGGUGGUGAUGAGAAAGCUGAGGCGUGGAUAUAUGAGACAAGUGCCCAGAGUCUGUCAUUAGCAAGUGGUACAGCCAGCCAUGGGGGCUUUUGAGAUGUUUGUGAGAUAAAGCCUCACCCCUCAAGAAGCCAGAAUCUCCUUGUGGUGGGUAAAUAGGCAGGUUUGGUCUGGGUGCGGUGGCUCACGCCUGUAAUCCCAGCACUUUGGGAGGCCAAGGCAGACGGACACCUGAGGUCAGGAAUGCGAGACCAGCCUGACCAACAUGGUGAAACCCCGUUUCUGCUAAAAAUGCAAGAAAAUUAGCUGGGUGUGGUGGUGCAUGCCUGUAAUCCCAGCUACUGGGGAGGCUGAGGCAGGAGAAUCACUUGAACCUGAGAGGCAGAGGUUGCAGUGAGCCGAGAUCGCACCACUGCACUCUAGCCUGGGUGACAGAGCGAGACUCCAUCUUGAAAAAAAUAAAAGGCAGGUUUGAAUGGUGGGGCAUAUUUGUCAUGUUCUCUGUACAACGACAGAGGGAGAAGUAAUCGAGCUAGACCUUGACCAAUAUGGGACUGAGAGACAGAUGGCCUAGAUGGGUGACUAAAGGUGUUCAGGGGAUGACAGGUAUCCCUUUUGGACUAAGGACUACUGAUGGGGCUGAGUAGGUAAGGCUUGAAGGAGAGCAGCCUGGGGAGGAUGAGACAAGAGGUAGGGAAACCGGUAGGGGCAUCACUGCUGUGGUCUGACCCAGAGUGGUGGCCCUGGAGGAGUAGAGGGUGGCUGUCUGAGAUGGAGGAGAGACGAAGGAAUCAGAACUAUUGGGUUCAUAGGGCACAUGGGUUAGGAAAAAUAUUAAGACAGUGAGGUUUCCAAGAUGGAAAUGGUAGCUUUGAUAGCAAAAUUAGACAAGUUGGAGGGCUACUAGCUAGAUUAGGCACUGAGCUGUAGGUGAAACUGGGAAUGUGAACCACUGGGAAAGAAGAGUGGGCUCGAGCAGGGUGUGUGGGAUGAAAGUGAGAGGUCAGAAAAGGGAGAAUUAUCAUAGGGCAGAGUUUCCAGGCAAGAGAAUCCUAAGUGAGAGGUGGUCAUGGGGGAUAUACCUUGGCUCUGGCCAUCUCUGGGGCCUUGGUGAGAAAGAUGAGCCAGCCCAGGAGGGGGAAAGGAAUAGUUGAACACAUGGAGGCUCCUAAAGGGUGAUGUUCCUGGAGAGGGCCUGGAAGCUCUGCACCACUUCCCACGUGUCUGGCCCCAUGCAUCUCUUCAUCUGUAUCCUUUGCAGUACCCUUUAUAAAAAACCAGUAGACAUGAAUAUUUUCCUGAGUUCUGUGAGUCGCUCUAACAAAUGAAUUGAACCCAAGAAGGGGAUCUUGGGAACCCAAUUUAUAGUCUAUUGGUCAGAAGCACAGGUGAAACAACCUGGGAGACUCAGCCCUCAACCUGUGGGAUCAGACACUGUCUCCAGGUAGAUAGUGUUAGAGUUGAAUUAGAGCAGGGGUCCCCAACCCCCAGGCCUCAGACCUGUAUCAGUCUGUGGCUGGUUAGGAACCGGGUGGCACAGCAGGAGGUGAGUGGAGGGCGAUCCAGCAUUACCACCUGAGCUCCACCUCCUGUCAGAUCAGAGGUGGCAUCACAUUCUCAUAGGAGCACAAACCCUGCUGUGAACCGUGCAUGUGAGGGGUCCAGAUUGUGUGCUCCGAAAGAGAAUCUAGCUAAUGCCUGAUAAUCUGAGGUGGAACAGUUUGAUCCCGAAACCAUUCCCCGACCCCAUGGAAAAAUUGUCUUCCAGGAAAGUGGUCCCUAGUGCCAAAAAGAUUGGGGACUGCUGAAUUAGAAGACACCCAGCUGGUAUCUGUGGCAGAAUUGAUUGCUUGCUUGUUAAUGGGGAAAAACCCUCACACAUUUGGUCACAGAAGUCUCCUGUGUUUGUUGUGGUAUAAGAGGAGAGGAAAAACUGUGUUUUUUUCAUUCAGAACUACAGUAACAUGCUGUAGAAGUAUGUAGCUUAGGAGCAAUUGGCUGUACCUUAUGGCCUAGAUGUGUAGUAGUCUCUACCAUCUAGGUUUGUGUAGGUGUACCCUGUGAUGUUCACACACUGAGGAAAUUGCCUCCAGCGAUGCAUGUCUCAGAAUGUAUCCCCAACAUUACGUGAUGCGUGACUAGAGGUAAUUGGAGAAUAAACAUAUUUUGGGGAGAGGAAAGUAGGAUGAAGUGAGGUGGAGAAGACAGAUGUUCACAUCUUGUAGCUGACUGUGCUGUGCCUACAGAGCCUGCAGCUUGGCCAUGCCUCUCAGUGUGGGACUGGCCACUCCCUGACCUGAGCAGCUGGCUAUCCACAGUCACUUCUGGUUGGUCCAUGGCAAAAGUGCAUUUGCAGUAGGUUCGUUUUACUGGUUAGGUUUUAGAGGCUCCAAUUCAAAUCAGUUUGCAGUUUUUGAACGUACUGACUCAAUUAUUAGAAGAUAACCUUUAAUUUAAAAGGCAAUGCAGAUGAAUUUAAAUGCAUCAGGUUCAAUCACAGUUACUGUGCUUGACUCUCAGAAUUUCAGUAAAAGAAAGUAGGCCCUGGAAGUGCCCCACCUUGGCACCCACCUCCCAGACUCCUGGCUCUGUGUCUCCUGACCACUACUCAGGUCUUGCCAUUUUUAUGCAUCCAUUACUAUGAGGAAGAACCCAAUUUUGUUCAUUCAAUGGGAGGGAGGAAGAGCUCCUGAGAACCUGAUGUGUGCUUAUGCUUCAUGUUCAUUGUUUUACCAAUUUUAGAAUACCCCAAUGGGGUGGGUACUUUUAUCUCUCUUUUUACAAUUGGGGAGCUCGAGGCUCAGUUUGGUCAUGUUGUAAGUCCCUGUGGAGUUGGGCUCCAACCCAGGUCAGUCUGUUUCUCAAAACCCUUCUGUUUGACUUUGCCGCUGAAGAAGAUACAAUGAGAUGAAGAGUCUUGGGCAUGAUGGCACACAGGUCAUCAGGAAAAAGGCCAUCAGGAAGUUGGACUAGAGGUGGGAGGGGAGAAGGAAUUAGGGGAUUUGGAAAUAGAGGGAAAACAGGUGAGCCUGAGGGAGGCACAGGAGCAAGGGGAGCAACAGAGCUGGCCAGUCCGUGUGUGGUGGGGCUGAUGCCUGCCUGCUCACCCCUGUCCCCUGUUUUGCCAACUGUCAGGCCACAGUGGUAAGGGAUCUUGUGGCUGUCAGCAUGGCGGAGGAGCAGGAGUUCACCCAGCUCUGCAAGUUGCCUGCACAGCCCUCCCACCCACACUGCGUGAACAAUACCUACCGCAGCGCACAGCACUCCCAGGCUCUGCUCCGAGGGCUGCUGGCUCUCCGGGACAGCGGAAUCCUCUUCGAUGUUGUGCUGGUGGUGGAGGGCAGACACAUCGAGGCCCAUCGCAUCCUGCUGGCUGCGUCCUGCGAUUACUUCAGAGGAAUGUUUGCUGGGGGAUUGAAGGAGAUGGAACAGGAAGAGGUCCUGAUCCACGGUGUGUCCUACAAUGCUAUGUGCCAAAUCCUACAUUUCAUAUACACCUCCGAGCUGGAGCUCAGCCUGAGCAAUGUGCAAGAGACACUGGUGGCUGCCUGCCAGCUUCAGAUCCCAGAAAUUAUCCAUUUCUGCUGUGAUUUCCUCAUGUCCUGGGUGGACGAAGAGAACAUUCUCGAUGUCUACCGGCUGGCAGAGCUGUUUGACUUGAGCCGCCUGACUGAGCAACUGGACACCUACAUCCUCAAAAACUUUGUGGCCUUCUCUCGGACUGACAAGUACCGUCAGCUUCCAUUGGAGAAGGUCUACUCCCUCCUCAGCAGCAAUCGCCUUGAGGUCUCCUGCGAGACCGAGGUAUAUGAGGGGGCCCUUCUCUACCAUUAUAGCCUGGAGCAGGUGCAGGCUGACCAGAUCUCGCUGCACGAGCCCCCAAAGCUCCUUGAGACAGUGCGGUUUCCGCUGAUGGAAGCUGAGGUCCUGCAGCGGCUGCAUGACAAGCUGGACCCCAGCCCUUUGAGGGACACAGUGGCCAGCGCCCUCAUGUACCACCGGAACGAGAGCCUACAGCCCAGCCUGCAGAGCCCGCAAACGGAGCUGCGGUCGGACUUCCAGUGUGUUGUGGGCUUCGGGGGCAUUCACUCCACGCCGUCCACUGUCCUCAGCGACCAGGCCAAGUAUCUAAACCCCUUACUGGGAGAGUGGAAGCACUUCACUGCCUCCCUGGCCCCCCGCAUGUCCAACCAGGGCAUCGCGGUGCUCAACAACUUCGUAUACUUGAUUGGAGGGGACAACAAUGUCCAAGGAUUUCGAGCAGAGUCCCGAUGCUGGAGGUAUGACCCACGGCACAACCGCUGGUUCCAGAUCCAGUCCCUGCAGCAGGAGCACGCCGACCUGUCCGUGUGUGUUGUAGGCAGGUACAUCUACGCUGUGGCGGGCCGUGACUACCACAAUGACCUGAAUGCUGUGGAGCGCUACGACCCUGCCACCAACUCCUGGGCAUACGUGGCCCCACUCAAGAGGGAGGUGUAUGCCCAUGCAGGUGCGACGCUGGAGGGGAAGAUGUAUAUCACCUGCGGCCGCAGAGGGGAGGAUUACCUGAAAGAGACACACUGCUACGACCCAGGCAGCAACACUUGGCACACACUGGCUGAUGGGCCUGUGCGGCGCGCCUGGCACGGCAUGGCAACCCUCCUCAACAAGCUGUAUGUGAUCGGGGGCAGCAACAACGAUGCCGGAUACAGGAGGGAUGUGCACCAGGUGGCCUGCUACAGCUGCACAUCUGGACAGUGGUCAUCCGUCUGCCCACUCCCUGCUGGGCACGGUGAGCCUGGCAUUGCCGUGCUGGACAACAGGAUCUAUGUGCUAGGUGGCCGCUCACACAACCGCGGCAGCCGCACGGGCUACGUGCACAUUUACGAUGUGGAGAAGGACUGCUGGGAGGAAGGGCCCCAGCUGGACAACUCCAUCUCAGGCCUGGCGGCCUGUGUGCUCACCCUGCCCCGCUCCCUGCUCCUUGAGCCGCCCCGCGGGACCCCUGACCGCAGCCAGGCUGACCCGGACUUUGCCUCUGAGGUGAUGAGUGUGUCUGACUGGGAGGAGUUUGACAACUCCAGUGAGGACUAGGCUUCCCGUGCCUGGUGUCAGAGGGAAGAGAGGCUGGGGCUGCAGGGCAGUGAAACCCACACAGCCUAGGCCAGAGCACUUUACUCCAGGCAGGGCCCCUGCCCCUGUUGGCCACAGCUUACGGGCCCUGCCCUCUUUCUUCACACCAGCCCCUUGGCCAGCCUGCCACAGGCAUCUCAGGGCCAUGCAGAUCCCAGGCUGUGGAUUCCGUCACAGCAGGAACUGCUUCUGGAAGGCUUUGGCCUGCCUCAGUGAGCCCUGGAGGGGUUGGCCUUCUCUCCUCCCUGCCUAGAUCAGUCCUUCUCCAAAGGGACCUGGGAGCUGGCAGCCUGGGCAGGGGGGCUGAGGCACCUGGUAGCCCUCUUUCUGUGAAUGGGGUGGGGCUGUGGGAGCAGCUGGGGUUGGAGGAUGAGAGCUCCUAAGGGGCAGAGGAGCAGAGAUGCAUCAGCUCGCCUGGGACUGGCUCUGUGAUAAAAAGACCCCUCCCGCUGGGUUUUCAGACCCCAUGUUGUUGAUCAAUGAAAUAAAGCAUCUUACAGAAGGUAA
Messenger RNA from Pongo pygmaeus (Bornean orangutan), 8227 nucleotides. RefSeq names its product kelch like family member 22 (gene KLHL22). The coding region runs from base 5777 to 7681 and encodes 634 amino acids. Gene Ontology annotation, biological process: cell division; positive regulation of TORC1 signaling; protein monoubiquitination. Gene Ontology annotation, molecular function: protein binding. NCBI's taxonomy places the organism in Eukaryota, Metazoa, Chordata, Mammalia, Primates, Hominidae. Gene Ontology annotation, cellular component: cytosol; nucleus; mitotic spindle. The transcript is spliced from 7 exons. The record is from RefSeq and is a predicted model, not a curated record.